CACUUCCGCUUUAUGGUUGACAGCAAAACAACAGAAGAAGGAGCGAGAAAAAACAGACACCGGAGAAAUAUUUCACAAAAGCAGCUACCGUAACGGAAUGAAGGUGCUGACUUCACAGCAGGAGGUGGAGGAGGAGAGCCACUCAUCUCCUGUUGACUCCAACAGCCAUCACAGUUGUGAGGACAGAGAAGAGGAAGAAGUCCCCCCCUACCUCCAAGAAGAACACACACAUGACACAGACAAGGACCACCCCAGGCCAGAAGGAGGGGUCAUGUGGAGAGUGGGCGGCGGCCUGUUCGGCAUGACACGAAACGUUGUUGGUGCAACCCUAGGGGGUGUUGCUUGGGUAGGAACUAAGAGUUUUGAGCUCACCAAGACAGCUGUGACAAGUGUGCCGGCCGCCAGUGUAGGACUGGUCAAAGGGAGUGUCUCCAUGGUUACAGGAAGUGUUGGAGCAGUGGGAUCUGUGGUGGCAAGUAAAGUCACACCAAGGAAGAAGGACAAGGCUGACUGAUUGACCCUGGGCUGUGUGUGUAUGUGUGUGUGUGUGUGUGUGUGUGUGUGUGUGUGUGUGUGUGUGU
This is a messenger RNA of Lates calcarifer (barramundi perch), 581 nucleotides long. Its product is annotated as transmembrane protein 263. Bases 98 to 514 code for a protein of 138 amino acids. The record is from RefSeq and is a predicted model, not a curated record. Lineage: Eukaryota; Metazoa; Chordata; Actinopteri; Centropomidae. The transcript has 3 exons.